Messenger RNA from Rangifer tarandus platyrhynchus (Svalbard reindeer), 777 nucleotides. Lineage: Eukaryota; Metazoa; Chordata; Mammalia; Artiodactyla; Cervidae. The record is from the annotation of a GenBank genome assembly.
AUGCCAUCACCGCUCAAGCUCAUGACCAUCCGAGCCUUUAAUGCCUUCACUCUGAAGGGCGUCGUUAUUUCUGAAAGAGAGAAGCCUGGACAGGUCUACCAGAAAGAAGAUAACGUGCCAAAAGGUCUGCCAAAAGAAGCCACAGUUCUUGGAACCAUCCAGAUCCUGUGUUUCCUGGUGAUUUCAAGUUUGGGGGUCAUUUUGGUUUCUGCUCCCAAUUCUUCCCAGCUCAGCCCAGCGAUUUCCACCAUUCUGACGUCUGGGUUCCCAUUUUUAGGAGCUCUGUGUUUUGCCAUUACCGGAACCCUCUCAAUUAUCUCUGGAAAAAACCAAGUAAGCCUUUUGGACUCAGCAGACAAAGCCGUACGGCUACAGGGCCAAGAGAUAAGACGACAGGGCAACCAUGCUCCCCAACAGCCGGUAUCCCACUGUGAGGUUAAAACAGAACGGAGCGCCACGAACAGCCUCAUCUCCAGCGCAGUGAGCUCCGUGGCUGCUGGGGUGGGCCUCGUCCUGCUUGCCAACAGCCCGGCAGCUCCGAGGCCGGCCUCUCAGCAGUGUGACUCCGGAAGGGAUUACCGAGCCUCACUGCCUUAUGCGAGGUACCAUUAUUCGAUAUACGAAGUCAAGGACUGUCUCCUGACCAGUGUCGGUCUGACAGGUGUCCUGGUGGUGAUGCUUACCUUCACGGUGCUGGAGCUCUCAGCAGCUGCAUAUGCUUCUGUCUUUUGGUGGAAAAGGUCUACUCUAGCCCUGCAUUCAUCCGGUCACAAAUAA